This is a messenger RNA of Pogonomyrmex barbatus (red harvester ant), 5736 nucleotides long. RefSeq lists its product as uncharacterized. Lineage: Eukaryota; Metazoa; Arthropoda; Insecta; Hymenoptera; Formicidae. The record is from RefSeq and is a predicted model, not a curated record.
CUCUCAGAGUCUAUAUAAACGGAGUCUUCAUACGAGACCGAACAUUUUUUGUGUUAACACUGGCGAGUCGUGGUGCUCGCCUGUCAAAGAAGCUGCGAGCCAAUGAAUGCCAGUAUGGUGUGUGCGACGCGUAAUACGAAAAGCCACAGUUAAAUCGUAUACGACAAGCUUCGGUUUGGAGCGACUUCCUUCAAAGUGCGGUGACGAAAAGCAGAGGGAAAGCUUCAAGAGCAAGGAGAUCUACGUAGUGUCGGAUAAUUUGUGUGCCGAGAUUGCGGUUUACGCGCGUGUGUCAUGGUUAAAUUCAAGAUGCUAUUUGCACUGUUCUGCGUUCUGUUAAUUGGACAUCAUGUACAAGCGGUAGUCAACAAGGCGACCUCGCAAGUACCGUUAACCAAGGAAGAAAAGAAAUCCAAGGCCAAAGCCGAUGACAGAAUAAGUAAUACUUUCGAUUCUCCAUCUGACGAGUAUGGGCCACCGUUGGGAUCUGGUUUUAAAGGACCAGCGCCAGUAUAUGGGCCUCCGGAAUUAGUCGGCAAUCACGGACCAACGCCUAUUUAUCCACCGCCACCACCGGAAUUGCCGCCACCUGUAUUUGGAUCGUUGGCAGUCUCUUACGGACCACCACAAAGUAUCAAACCGCAAUAUGGACCGCCAAAACAAAGUUUCGGUUUGGCAACGUCUUCCUUGCUUUCUAAACCUACUUAUGGCCCGCCAAAACUUUAUUACGGGCUACCGAAACAACAUUUUACGCCACCGUUGGUUUCGUUCCCGCCGUUCAGAUCACUGAAACCUCAGUAUGGUCCGCCAUUAAAGCUUGUCGGUACAUCGAGUCAGCAAUAUAUACCGCCUAAGCCAGGUCACGGACCACCUAUCCCUAUAUCGCUCGAGACUUACGGCCCACCACCUCCGAAAUUAGCUGUUCAGUUUAAUCCUCUGUCCAAUGACGAGUACGGUCCACCGCCGCCGCCCGUAUCUGCGCCGCAACCGCAAUACGGUCCACCAGCUGGUGAUUUAUACGGACCUCCACCGCCGGCACCUCCACCAGGAGUUCCAGCGCCACCCACACCUCCUGACAUAAAGUACGAUGGAUGGCAGCCCAUCGCGGGAUUGGCCACCACCCCUAAUCAAAGUGGUCCUCCGACAGAUACAUACGGUCCUCCCCUCGAUGCAAAACAUAAUUACGUCGAAAGUUCGUCGGGAUCGCAAUUGUCUCACGCUUCAUUAAGCAUUUCAAUGGAUUCGAAUGUGCCUAGUGAUUCUUAUGGUGUGCCGUUGCAAAAUCCUGAUGAUCAAGAUUUGAAGACAUCCGUGCACGAGUCCUCGGCUUCUUCGGAGAGUAAUGGAUUACCGCCACCGCCGUUACCACAGAGCGAACCCUUGCACAACAAUCAAGGUCCAGGCGUCAUCUCUACGACGAGUCAAUCUGAUCACCAGUUUGGUCGACAACAAUUAAACUUGCAAUAUGGAACGCCAAACGUUGAACCCUUAUCCAUCAUAAAGACAGUAGGAUUUGAACUGUUACCUACAACUGACGCUUUGAACGCGGAUUUCUCAGGUUUAUCACUGUCAGGUGGUACUUCUGAUGUUUCAUCAUUCAAUCAUAUCUCGAAUUCGAUUAAUACCAAUUCCGCUCCACUUCAUUCGGGAUUAGAAUUGACAUCGGACAAUGGUGGUUCUCAUACAGAUGUUCUAAGCAAUGGCGGGAAUUCUCACGGACUUCAAAAUAUAAGAAACAAUUUGUCCUUACAGCAAUUACCACAGCAAACGCCGUCGAGCGAUUAUGGUUUGCCUUUAACUAUUACUACUUUUGGAAAACCUGUUGACCACAUAUCAGGAGCAUCUUUACUUGCUCCUCCACCUUUAAAUUCUUAUGGUGCACCAUCUUUUUCCUCUUAUUCAUCUAAUGGAGCUUAUUCUGUGGCGCAUGGAGGACGAAGUCCAGUAUUUUCAUCAUUUGGAAUAUUUGGAAACUCUUUUCACAAACAGAAUUUGCAUUCUCAUCGAUUUCAUGGUCCAUUUAAACCACCACCAAUUCCUCUUGGCUCUUUAAUACCACCACGAAAUCGAGAACCGAUUAAAUUCAGAGAACCAAUACCAACGGGACUUUUAUCAAAUAUUAAUCGAUAUCUGUCGCCACCUACAAAACAACAGUUACCAAAUCUUCAUGUGCCAGUAUCUUUUCGCCAUACCUCGGGAUCGAGCAAUUUAUUUUCGGGUUCUUUCGCGUCAUCUAGUUCGCUUAACGUUCACAAUUUAAAUUCACCAAUUGCCGCGCCUCACGUUCAAUAUGGAACGCCAUUGUCGUUUACCGAUUUUAAUACACCGGCACCACAUUUAACUUAUGGAGCACCUAACUUUGGCCCACCGACUUCUUUCAUUACCUCCGGAUUUGGUAGUAAUCUCUAUAGUGGAAUUAGCAACGCACUAACAACAACAUACGGCACACCUGUAAUAAACGCGCCAUUAUCAAUCGGCAGCAACUAUGACUGCAAUUCCUUGCAGCCACUCUUGCCCGUGAACGGGGCGUUGCAUUCAAGUAGAGGACUAUCCGCGACCGGAGAGCUACCUUUAAGCGGUAAUUUACCUUCAGGCGGAGAAUUGCAUUCCAGCGGAGGGCUACACUUGAGUGGAGGCUUAUCCUCAGGUGCUGGAGUGCCCUUGAGCCAGGAGUUAGGUGGUGGAUUACCCACGCAUUCUAGCAGCAAGUUGCAACUCGGUUUCGAAAAUUCAGGAGCUUCCGCUGGAAACAAUCCCAAUCCAAUUUUUACGGGAAGCGAUUUACCCGAGGUCAAUCAUCAAAAUUCUAUUUUUGCGGAUAACGCACUGCCGCUUACGAAACCACUCGAUAAUUUUCUAGGAGGGCCUCCGGUAAACACAUUGGACUUACAACAUGACGAACAACAGAAGACCAAUCUAAAGGAUAGCUACGGCAAUCCUAUAGGACUAACUUACGAUUCGUCCAACGAAGCGAGUGAUUCCAGAACUGUUCACGCAUCCGCCACAGAUAUUUCGAACGAGCUAUCCGCGCAUUUGUCUAGUCAGUCUCGCAAUACCUACCCCGCGGUAACAUCGUUCGAACACGGCUCGGGAAUAUCGGCUGAAGCGCUAACAGCAAGUUUGACCGCCCAAGGUUUCAGCCAAGAAAAGAAUAAUGAAUUAAAUGAAGUGGACGCUAGUCAAUUUCUAAAAUCGAGCGAGGGUAGUGAGGCAUUGUCUCUGGCCCAGAGACUGACCGCUGACAAUGCCGACGGCUUUGAAAUUCAUGGUUCCAAAGGCACUUACAGAUUACAGAUACAACCAGCUGACGGAGGACUGGGCACUGAGAAUUCGGAUGGCAGCAUCAGACAUGAUCAAGUGUUAUCCAAUGGCCUCCUUCAAGAUAUAUUAGCCGCUAUAGAACAGCCGGAGAAUAAUGCUAUACAACUUCAAGGUCCGCCACAGGCUCAGCAAUUGGAUAAAGUUUUCGGACCUGAUUUGCAGGAAACUGUUACUAAUGGUCAUUUUAUCACCGUAGAUAAUCAAGCACAAAAUAACGGAUUACAAGAUCGUGUCGAGAAAAUUAGCGAUAGGAACGACGAUAAAAAAUAUUUAAAAAAUCAAUCGUCAGUGGCUUUGUUUUUUGAUACUAAAUACGGGGAAGCAAAAAAAGAAAUUAGGUCGGUAUCCAAAAACGAGAUGCAGACGAGGGAAAAUAAACAGAACAACAAUAAAAUAACAUCCUCGUAAAUUAAUUCAUAAAUGCCUUUGUGAAAAUAUUUUAUAGCCUUUCUAACGAUAGCUUCAAUCGCUGUAAUACAUUUCUCAGAGACUUAUCAAUUUCCAUUUCCGUCGACGAGAGAAAAGAUAUCGCUGCUAACGUGAUGCCGUUUAUUUUCUUUGCUUGCGGGUGAUCAACAAAGUCGGCAAAAGCUGUAUCUGUAAUCAAAUAAUUCUUGCAUAUUUGAAAAAGGAUACGUAACGAUACGAUGCCAUUCUCUAUAUUCUCUUUCCUUUCAAAUGUAUAACCGCGUGCAAAACAAUUAUUUCUUUAUAUAUCUCUUUACAUACGUGUUAAGAAAUUUUUAUUUCAAAAUAGAAUUGCGAUAAAUUCAAGAUGAAUUGAUGUUCCGCAACUCAAUGUUGAAACUUUUUACCGAUUUAUCUUUUUACAUUAUUUUCUAAAAAUCGUUCAAGCAAAGACAUGAGAUUGUAUAAUUUUUGAUAGAGAAAAAAGAUUCGAAAUAUUUAAUUAAUUGGAAACUGGAAUUAGAAGGCAUGAAAUGCGCAAACACGAAACGAAAGUUUAUGUAAUCCUUUUUCUCUUAUUUCCUCAGUAAGCAAGCGAAAGUAAUAAUUACUCGUUGGUCAGUGUAUCGAUAACGUCUUAUUACAGACGAAUUGUUCAAGGAUUCUCGCCUCUUACCAAGAUUACAGUAGAAAUUGUACGAAGAAAUGCCGAGUAUCAACGGCAUUUUUAUCGUGUGAAAAGAUUUCACGUCCAUGAGUGCUGAUCCUUUUUAUCAGGUCAAACGUUUGCCAAGAUCCGACCAAGGAUUCAGAAUACUCCGACUUUUUCGUGUCCUCGCGUCAGCGGCUUAUCUUAUCCUCGUUCAUGGAAAUCACGUUGGCUCGAUAGUUUUUUCGAGAACGAGGUAUCGGGGAAUUAUUUAAUAUUGAACGAGAUUUUUGUCGGAUUAUUGAUAACUGAUGCCACUAUCUUCGAUUCGAUUCGAAAGAUAUGUGGUAUGUCUGGCAUUCGUUGCUCUCGCACAAUGCAUGAAAAAAUGUUAAGUUUGGUACGAGAAUUUAAGCGACAUUUAUUAAUACGUAUGUAGGUCAAUAGGUUACGGCACCGCUCUCGCGUAAUCUAGCGAUACGGUGUACCCGCGAAAAGCCGCUUGGUCGUUUGCCGGUUGGUAGAAACUGAUUGACGACUUCGUAUCUUUCGCGGUUUCAGCCUUCGAGGUGAAAGUUCAAAACCUCGUUUAACGACCCGGCAGAAUAGCGAUUCCUAUGAGAAUCUCGUUCCGAGUGAAACGCAUUGCUCGUCUCUGCGGGCGUGCAAGUGCGCCACGCUUGGUUUUGCAUGCCUUUGUGGCGAUAAUCGAUGGAUGUGCGGACUUUACACCGUCUAAUUCGGUGUUAGGUGCGUGCGAAAAAAUACACAUACAUUCCGUACGCGUACUUACGGCUGCACACAGCGGAAACAGUGGAACAACUUCGAAACGUCGAUUACUAUCGGGCAUGAGGAAACGCGAGCGAUAUACGUUAUUUCCUUCCGCCACUCGCGUAUUAACGACUUUUACGCGACGCGAGGAUUUGCAGUUUUACGCGUAAGAUGAAAAUGAACGCGUAUCGUGAAAGCGCACCGUUAAAGCCCCGAGUGUGGCAUAAUCUUGAAGUUCUUAUAUUUUUAUGCCCUUUCGCCUGCAAAACGGUUAUGCAUAACUUGGUGUAUUGCAGAUACGUAAAAUAAGUAGAGCGUAUAGUUUUAAGAGACGCUCAUUGUUACAAAGUACGCAGUGACGAUACUGCCAAGCCAUAAAACGCGUCCAUUUGCUCCUAACCCAUAUCCACCUUUUUUUUUUAGAGUUUUAAUUUAUUAUUUAUUAUAUAUAUAUAUAUAUAUAUAUAUGAAGUCUUAUCUUAUAUCCGAUGAGCAAUCAAUAUGAUCACUCGCCGGAUAUAACGAUCUUAUUAGCUUGUACUCUCAUAUGCUCCUCAUGUAAAUAUACGAAUACUUUGUAAAUAGAA